GAUCCCUGCAUUUGCGGACGCAGCUGGAAGUGCGCAGCUUCGUCUGCGCGGGUGAGGCAGACCAGGAAGCCGCCGCAGCGGUCCCAGCUUCUGCGGUUGCGGGUGAGGGGGCAUCUGCUGUCAGGUAUCUCUCAGCCUCUCGGGAGCAGCGGGAGAAGGCACCCUCGGGAAUGAUCAGCGUCCUCUCCUACUCCAUUGCCGAUGCCUUCAAUGAUUCGAGUCCUUUGGGCGUGCAGCGCCAGUCGAAAGUGAAGAGACAAGUGCUGGUCUACCACACCGACCUUAUCUGCUUGCAGGGCGUGGACGUGUCCAAGAAGAACGGGGCUUCUUUGGCAUCGACCUUGACAGAAGAGGGAAGCAGCGGACAGGAUCCAACCGCCACGAUCCGAGCUCUUUGCUUCAAGGCGAAGGAUGUGGUGCAGCAGUUCCCCUGCUUCCGUUUGCCCGUCGUUGCCGCCUUUGAUUGGCUGCGCCCACAGGGGCUCAACAAGUGCAUGGGCGUGUGA
Symbiodinium sp. CCMP2456 is the source of this 506-nucleotide messenger RNA. Lineage: Eukaryota; Dinophyceae; Suessiales; Symbiodiniaceae. The record is from the annotation of a GenBank genome assembly.